AGUUGCAAUGGACGGUCAGGAUCAGAUGGAGCUCAAGUUCAGCGGCAGCAGUGAAGUUGGGGGUCUAGAACUUUGCAUUGUGUGCGGAGAUAGAGCCUCUGGAAGACACUAUGGUGCUAUCAGCUGUGAAGGCUGCAAAGGCUUUUUCAAGCGCUCAAUACGCAAGAAGCUAGGCUACCAAUGCCGCGGCAGCAUGAAUUGUGAAGUCACCAAACAUCAUCGCAACCGGUGCCAGUAUUGUCGUCUGCAGAAAUGCCUCGCUUGCGGCAUGAGGAGCGACUCGGUCCAGCACGAGCGCAAGCCCAUCGUGGACAAGUCUAAAGGAGAACAGAGGGAAGGCAUCCAUGAUAGGCAGGCUGCCUACUCCAAGUUCCUGGGCCUAGCUGGCCAGGGACAGGCUGGACAGAUAAACCCGAAAGAGGAACCAAGCGAUGCGUUCGGCGCAGUGUCUCCGGCGCCGGCCAUUAACUUCGCUCUCGCGGCCGCCGUAGCGUUCAACAAGGGCAAUCCAGUGUCUCCAUACCUGACUCCGGGCAACGCUGGUGACAUCGAGGGAGCUCGCAGACAACAGCUAAUGCUGCAGACACAGCUUGCCAAGAAUCUCUUCAAGAUGGGACAGUUUGGUGCAAUUAACGAGUAUCUACAGUCAGCAUACGGCGCGACUCCGCCCGAGGUGCCCCUCGCAGCGCUACAUGCCGCGGCCGAAACACAACCUAAUGACGACGCGGGCGGCGCGGGCAUCCUGAGCACGCCAGAGUCGGUGCAGCUGAGCGUGUCGCUGCCGGGCGCGGCGCCCCCGCACCUGCGGCUGCACGCCGUGUGCGAGGCCGGCGCCCGCCUGCUGGCCGCCGCCGCGCGCUGGCUGCGCGCCGUGCCCGCCGCGCAUGCGCUGCCGUUCGAGGUGCAGGUGAGCCUGCUGAAGAAGUGCUGGCCGGAGCUGUUCGUGCUGUGCCUGUCGCUGUACUCGGUGCAGCUGUCGCUGGGCGCGCUGCUGCCGCAGCUGGUGGCCCACCUGCAGGCCGUGCUGCGGGACCGCGCCGCCACGCACGCGCCCGACACCUCGCACGACAUGGCCGUGCCCGAGAUAUCAGCCAGCGACUACUCGGACGAGCGCAUAGCGGAGGUGACGAGCAGCCUGUCCCGGCUGCAGCAGUUCAUCUCCCACAUGGAGCAACUCCGUCUGCAGCAGAGGGAACACGCGCAUCUACGCGCGCUCUGCCUCUUCUCGCCAGAUGGUGUACCAGACUUCCUCACUCGUAAACUUCAAGACUAUCAGAUCAAAGUCCUCCGUUCCCUCCGAGCCACCGUCCAGGAUGAGGACCGUUUGGCCACCCUGCUCCUCCAACUUCCCGUCCUGAGGACCUUCUCUGGCCCCUUCCUGGAAGAUGUAUUCUUCGUCGGCUUCGUAGGAGAUGUGAGCAUCGAUGAUGUCAUACCUUACCUGUUGAAUGCUGAGCGCUAAGGUGAUGUUAUUGAAGAAGGUUGUGGAUUCUAUAUAGAAUUUUUGUGUAAUUUGUUGUAUGUUGGCCAAGUGACUUACGACUUAAGUUGACGAAAGCGCCCUCUAGUGGCACAGUAAAAAUUACACUACUUGAAUGUAUCGUCGACAUUUUUCACACACAUACGUAUGUGUCUCCAAUAUUUUUCUGUCUGAUGACUUUUGGUAAUUUUUUGUCAUUCUUGGAUAUUGGAAUUAUGUCAAGAAGUGGGUAUUCUAUGUGCAUUUGGCACCUCUACUUACCCGCUCGGAGAGAUAAGGGGAGAUAAGUGAUAUGAUAAAAAAUAUAAUAUUUUCAUGCUAUACACUAGUUUUGGGUAAAAAUUGGACUAAGAUGUUUUGAAUAGUAACUAUCGUGAGACAUUCUAAAUUAAUUGAAAAUAUCGACUUACUCACGUGAAUUAACUCAACGUCGCAGUUGGGUGCGAGACGUCGCCGCGACGCGCACGCUGCUCAUGAAUAAGAGUCCCGCUGUGACUUAAAACUAUUUGAGCUUUACUCAAUUAUUCACGUGAGUAAAUAGUUAUUUACAUACUUAUAAGACGAUUUUUCUAUUCAAUCUUACUAAAUUCAAAUGCAUAAUAUACAUAUCUGCCUAUAACAAAGGCUGGAUUUAAUAUAUGUAUGUUUGAAUAAUCCUAUGUUCUGUUAGUCCAAUUUGACUCAAAACUACUAAUUAAUUAAAGUAUUUUAUAAACUAAGCCAGUAUGUAAGAUAGUACGUUGUUCGGUGCUCUGCGCGUGCGCACGCAAUCAUUCCUUCCAAUAGUUAAUAAUAUUAAGCUGUAAUAUUUUAUUAAUUAAACAUUUUUAACGUAUUUGUAUAAGACAAUAAUUAAAUUUUAUAAAAAUAUUUACGAAUAUAACAUGUUUUGUUAUUAUAAAAAUGAGUUUGUGUGAUGAAGUUAUUAAAAUAGGUGAUUUUGUUAUUUUUUAUUGAUAAAAUUAAAAUUAUGUUUAGUAUAAUUUAGUAGGCGUGCUACUAAGGCUAUGUUUUAACUGUAGGUUUAGGGAAGAUGCAGGUUUAUAAUCAGUUUCAGUACCUUUCUGCAUACAGAUUUGCUUACUAGAAAAAUAAAUUUGACACAUUUUUAUGGAGAUCAUGUCAAAACUACUACGCGAUAUUCGACUCCUGUUUAUAGUCUAAUAGCCUUCCGCGAUAAAUGCAUUAUCCAACACAAUAAAAUUUAUCACAUUCGGACCAGUAGUUCCGUAGGUUAGCGCAACCAAACAAAUUCCAGUUUUGUAAUAUUAAGUAUAGAUUCGUGUUUCUAGUAAGCAAAUCUAUGCAUAGAUAGAAUAUUGGAAUUGUCUGUUAGUGUAUACUUUAAUUUGUAAUUAAUUGUGUUACUGAAAUAACCAGUGAAAUGUAAAACACUUGAAGUGCCUUCCAGUGGAAAGAUUUAAUAAAUUGAUUAUGAAGAUUGACAUUGUUUUGUUUCUGUUUUGCCAUGUUUUUUUCUUUGAUGGGGAUAAAUCUCUUCAAUCUCGCCCUGGGAGGGCAAGAGG
Spodoptera exigua (beet armyworm) is the source of this 3006-nucleotide messenger RNA. The record is from the annotation of a GenBank genome assembly. NCBI's taxonomy places the organism in Eukaryota, Metazoa, Arthropoda, Insecta, Lepidoptera, Noctuidae.